Cheilinus undulatus (humphead wrasse) is the source of this 11382-nucleotide messenger RNA. RefSeq names its product serine/threonine-protein kinase WNK2. Bases 766 to 9138 code for a protein of 2790 amino acids. Lineage: Eukaryota; Metazoa; Chordata; Actinopteri; Labriformes; Labridae. Gene Ontology annotation, molecular function: potassium channel inhibitor activity; ATP binding; chloride channel inhibitor activity. The record is from RefSeq and is a predicted model, not a curated record. The transcript has 31 exons. Gene Ontology annotation, biological process: monoatomic ion homeostasis; protein phosphorylation; positive regulation of potassium ion import across plasma membrane. Gene Ontology annotation, cellular component: cytoplasm; cytosol.
AGCUGAAUGGGAAACAUAUUUGUGUGCCUCGCCGUUAUAUUAUUGACUGCAAUAGGGAGGAGAGAGGAUGACAGGCGAAAACACUCGUCCGCGUAAAUUAAUUGCCGAAGGGACGACCGGGGCAAAAUAACAUUUCUGGUGUGUUUAAGCAGCGGCUCAAGUGGUCUUUAACUACACGCUCCGCAUUCAGCAGCCACGGAGAGACUGCUGCUGCAGCCGAGGAAGAAGAAGACGGGGAUGCGAGGACUUCAGGAGAGAUAGAUACAAUGUAUUUGUCCUUUUUCUCGUCAAAAUGGAGGCUUUUUUAGAAGGAAAAGACUUCAGUUGAACGUACGUUUCUUUGCGGUCGUGCUGGUGGCUCUUGUGUGCGAAAAUGAGGAUAAUAAACAGAUAGGGCGUUUAAUGGGCCACCUUUUUCUUUUUUUUUUAGUUUUUUUUUAAUUUUUUUUUUUUUUUUUACCGUGGACGAAAGGCUAACGUUAGCGGUUUUUUUUUCUAAUACUGGGCAGGUUUUCUGUGUCGUGUAUUGCUAGCGUGAGUUUCGCUGAGCUAGUUUGGUCGGUUUUCUUCGUUUUCCUGACCAAGCUCUUCAUAUCAAAUGAAAUCUACUCUCUGCCUUCCCUCCCGGUGUUGUUAGGGGCCUCUGCUGACAAACUGCGUCACCGAGUGGGCGCUGCAGGUACUCAUCUCUGAAUCUGCAGUUUGGCAAGUCUAGCCAUGGCAAGAAUGAACUGGAAACCAAAACGACUGAACUUUUGAAUCACCAUGGAGCCGGAGCCAAAUUCCAACUCCGUAGAACUGAAAUAUCCAUCUGUACCCGGCUCUCAAUGUGAACUGGCCACUAGCAUGUAUGAGGCCAUGGGUGAUGGAAAUGUCAAUGUUGUGGAAUCAUUAGUGAGAGGUGGAAGUGACCCCAGUGCAUAUCCAUCUGGUUAUCAAAGGAGUGUUCACCAGAGAUUCAUCAGGAGGAGCCUAUGGUUUUCAGACACAGAUGAGCAGGCCUUUGAAGCACCUGAGUGUGACAACAGAAGCAAGAUUGUGAACAUAAACCUGCGAACAAUAGUGGACAGGACUCGGGGGACUAGUUGUGGGAUACAAGAAGGUUCAAGCACUGAAAGUCAAGGAGGCCAUAAAGACAGCGCAACAGAGAGUGCCAGUGCUGACGAGGAGAAGGAGAAAGGUGGAACUGCAUUAAAUCUUACAUGCAGUGAUUCUGGAAAAGGCGCUAUCAAGGCAGCAAGUGAGGAGAAUGAGGAGGAGGCUGAGAUGAAAGCGGUCUCCACAUCUCCAGGAGGGAGAUUUCUCAAGUUUGACAUAGAGCUGGGGAGAGGGUCCUUUAAGACAGUCUACAAGGGUCUGGAUACCGAGACCUGGGUGGAGGUUGCCUGGUGUGAGCUGCAGGAUCGCAAGCUGUCCAAAGUGGAACGUCAGCGCUUCAAGGAGGAAGCAGAGAUGUUAAAGGGUCUUCAACAUCCUAAUAUUGUCCGUUUCUAUGACUUCUGGGAGUCACCCAUGAAAGGAAAGAAGUGCAUUGUAUUAGUAACAGAGCUCAUGACAUCAGGAACACUAAAAACCUAUUUAAAGCGUUUUAAGGUGAUGAAACCCAAAGUGCUGAGGAGCUGGUGCAGGCAGAUCCUGAAAGGCCUCCAUUUUCUCCACACUAGGACCCCUCCCAUCAUUCACAGGGAUCUCAAAUGUGAUAACAUAUUUAUCACUGGACCUACAGGCUCGGUUAAGAUUGGAGAUUUGGGACUGGCAACCCUCAAGGCUGCUUCUUUUGCAAAGAGUGUCAUAGGAACCCCUGAGUUCAUGGCUCCAGAAAUGUAUGAGGAACACUAUGACGAGGCUGUGGAUGUCUAUGCCUUUGGCAUGUGUAUGCUAGAAAUGGCAACUUCAGAAUACCCCUACUCAGAGUGUCAGAAUGCUGCCCAGAUAUACCGCAAAGUCACAAGUGGAGUGAAGCCAGCCAGCUACAACAAGGUCAUGGAUCCUGAAAUCAAGGAGAUUAUUGGAGAGUGUAUCUGCCAAAAGAAAGAGGAGCGGUACACCAUUAAGGACCUGUUAAACCACGCCUUCUUUGCUGAAGACACAGGGGUACGGGUGGAGCUCGCUGAGGAGGAUGAUGGCAAAAAAGCCUCAAUAGCGCUAAAACUUUGGGUGGAAGACCACAAGAAACUGAAAGGCAAAUACAAAGAGACAGGGGCCAUAGAGUUCACAUUUGACUUAGAGAAGGAGGUUCCUGAAGUUGUGGCACAGGAGAUGGUGGAGUCUGGCUUCUUCCACGAGAGUGAUGCUAAGACUGUGGGAAAGUCGAUUAGGGAUCGUGUGGCUCUGAUCAAGUGGAGGAGGGAGAGAACGGUGUCUGCUGCAGUUGCCGUGGGUCAAGGUGAAGGAGGACACAGGGCCAAGAUGAUGGCAUGUCAGGGUAUCCCUGCUGGGGCUUCACAUGUAGGUCAACCUUUGCUGGAACCAGAAGAGCCAGAGACAGACCAGCACAACAGACUGCGUAACCUACCAGCCAGUGUAACCUCAGUGACAUCAGACAGCACACUCGACAGUGGUAUGGGCUCGACUGUGUACUCAGACUCCCACAGCAGCCAACACAGUGUCCUCUACCAGUCCCUGCUGGAGCCAAUUACUAUGGCAACACAGCAGGUUGGUAUCAGAAGCAUACACACCCAGUGCCAGAGUGGUAGCCCUUUCCUGACAGAUCGACCUCGCUCCUGUGAAAAGGGGGAGAUAUUGGGGGCAACGAUGAGCCCAGAGCUCAGGAAUCGUUUUGGAGCUUCAGCUCGGAGAGGAAGUGCUCCUGUUAUUGACACUUACAGGGCAAACCAUGUUUCUUCACUCCAUGCCACAUCCAUUCACUCUCAGAGAUCAAUGAGUCUUACCCCCAUAGAACCAGAGAACCAGCCCAUGCUUUUUCCUCCAGAGAUUCACUCAGAAGCUGAGGACAGCCUCUCGUCACAAAAUGCUCUGCCAGUUACACUGGUCUCCCCUGUCUGUCCACAUUCUGAGUACCGCCGCCUUAGUGACACCAGCAUCAGACGAUCAACAGAUACCAUCAAUGAGAACAUAACUGCACAUGGUGGACGCAGACACUCUGACCUUAGUAGUCUGCUCAGUCUAUCCUCCUAUCAUAACCACCAUGUUGGAAUGCAUCACAACCAAGUGUGCCAGGCCUGUCUCUCUUUGCUUCUUCUAAGGUCACGAGAAGGCAGUCACCGUCGUCCUUCUGUUGUCAUGCCAGCACACCUCUGUCCAUGUGACUUUAGACCGUCCUGUGGGGGCACAAAGACCACUCAUGGUUUUGGACGGCUGAAAGGUCCCAGUGAUUGUUCAGAUUUCUCACUUCUUCAGCAGUCCCUAUUUAAAAUAAUAAGCCGUAAAGCGGGCCCUUGUCAAAGCACAGUUACCCAAACUUCCAUGCUGAACUCCUCAGCUGUCCACAGGCCUCCCUGCAGUGAUGGAGACAACAGUCUGAAGAAUCGUUUCCAAAGCUGCAGUUCACUUGGGGAACAAGAGCCCCUGCAGGACUGCGAGGAUAAAUUCUGUGCCGGAGAGCAGCAUAUAACAAGGGCGGUGGGAGUGAAUAAUUCAGCAGGCCACCAAAAUCAACCACCUGUCCAGGGCAUGCCCUCUUCCAGCACAGCAGUGCACACAACACUACAGUAUCUCCAGCCAGGACACAGCUACCCUACUGCGCCAUACACUGGCCAGCAUAGUGCCCAUUCAACAGAUCCGGCAAGUCUAUGUUCAAUCAACAUUCAACAAACAGCCAGUGCUGCUAGUUUCACACCUCCAAGUGUGCAGCAGAGCCAGGUCGCAGCAAAUAUUUCAACAUCAGCCAUGCCACAACAUGUCCCACAGAGCUACCAAGUGCAAGGCCACCAACAACAGCAGGCAGCAACAGCAGGCUCUUUGACUUUCCCUUUACAUGUCCAACAAACUUUUCAGAGCCGUGUGGCCUCCGCUCAGCAACAGACCCAGUCUGCAUCAGGAUAUCCCAGUACAGUUCGGCAACAGACUGCAGCAACAGCAGCAACCACCCUGCCAACACAGCAGCCAGCACAAAGCUUUCCUGUUGCAUCUGUAGCCACAACCCAGUGUCAUCCUACACAAGCUCCCAGUGCACUGCAACAGAAUCCAGCUGCAGUCAAACUGCUAAGUCAGCAGUCUGGUCAGAGCUCUUCCACACCAGCACUUUACAGCCAACAAAUACCCAUUCAGCAAGAGCACCAACAGCCUUUACCGCAAAAUACUCAGUCCAGUAUACCACCAACACAGCAUGCUGGCCAAGCUUAUAUAAAGCCUCAGCUGCCGCAUAGCCAAGACACUCUACAUACUGUGCACCAACACAUGGCACAACAACCUACACACCAUCCACAGAGCCAUCAGCCUCCUUCUCAGCAACAAGUACACACUCCACCUCCACAGAAGCACAGUCAGACAACCAUACAGCCAUUAGUACCACAACAGAACCAGGAUAUAGCCCAGUCUACAGCUCAGCGGAUUCAGAACCCUGCUGCUCAUCCUACAUCAACCCCAGCUGUGCAGGUUGCAGUCAUGCACCAGAGUUACCCUGCUGCAGCCCCGCCUGAUGCUGCCUCUCAGAGCUUUGCUCAUUCUGCCCUGCAGAAACAGUCAGUAUUGGGUCAGAGCCCGUACCUGCCUGCACAAUCUAUUGCUGCUGCACCGAUCUAUGGAGAAACUAACCAGUUUCAACCCUAUCUUUGUGCUGCUGCUAUCCUGAAUCAGAACAUCCCAGCUGGUCAGAGCAUUUCUCAGGUUGGGGAAGACGGACAGGGCCUCAGGCAAAAUCUAAGCCAAUCAGCUUCCAGUGUGCCAGCUCAGGCACUCCCUUCUCAGACUGCUGUCCACCACCAACUCCAACCUCUGCAGAUUUCAAACUCUUUACCAGCAACACAGUCAUCCCAGUUUCCCUCACAGUAUCCCACAGUCCAGGUGAUGCCAGCUGUGACUGACUGUGAAUCCUCCUACCCUUGCACCGCCCCCCAACCUUCAACCUCCCCUUCUCUUAAUCACCUCUACCUUUCCCCAGGACAGACACUCCCUUUGACUCCUUCUGUCUCUCCCCUUUCUCCUCUUCAAAUUGAAAACUCGUUGGUGUCACCCAUCCCAGUGUCUCUUAUACCUUCUCCAUCACACAUGCUGGCUAAGAUGGGACCAACAUCCCCACUGCACCAGCCUAUCACUCCUUUGCAUCAGAGUGUUAGAUCUGAAACUUCUCAAUCACAGAUUGCUUUUGUAUCCGCUUUGACCACUCACGCCAUACACUCACACAUGGCCUCAUCCCAGAACACACACCCUCCAACUAAUGGCAGCACCCAGCCUCUAAAACAGCAGGUCCUGGUCCCCCAUCCUGAGCAUGUUCCCACUCAUCCCGCAGUCUUUUCCUCACCUGUGCAGAAUGGCUCAGACCCUGGCACGGCCACCAACGCUGCCCUGCUGGACAACAAGAACCUGUGCCAGCUGCCCCCGCAGGCCCAAAAUCAACUUCAGAGCCAGAUGCCUGUGCCGCAGCACUCUGAAUCUCAAAGAGCAUUGUCGGGGCCUGCCAGUUCUAGUGUGACUCAGCAGAAACAGCUCGGUUCUCUCUCAGGAGCUGCAAGUCAGGCCCCAGCCGAUACCAUCACAGAGGAUCAGGCCACAGAGAAACCCACUGCAGGACAGAGCUGUGACAGUGUCAACUCUGAUGCUACGUCGGGAAAGGAAAUGAGUGAUGGCUAUGAGGGGACUCAUGGAGGUAAAGGUGAAGGAAAAGUCCGUAAACACCAUCGCAAGUCCUCUCGCACUCGUUCUCGGCAAGAAAAAAUCAGCCGGCCAAAGCUCAACAUGCUUAAUGUGUGCAACACUGGUGAUAAGAUGGUAGAGUGUCAGCUGGAAACACACAACCAUAAAAUGGUCACUUUUAAAUUUGACCUGGAUGGAGAUGCACCAGAAGAGAUUGCCACAUACAUGGUAGAGAACGAUUUUAUUCUGCCUCUAGAAAAAGAGGUCUUCAUUGAACAGCUGAAAGACAUUGUGGAUAAAGCUGAAGACAUGCUGAGUGAGGACACUGAGGGUGAGAGGAAUUUAGACCAGCGUGGCAGUCCCAAACAAAGUGACGGAGCCUGCACACUGGGAAUGGAGGGAUUGAAGACUUCGGCGCCCAGUAGUCCACAGCUGGUGUACCAGCAGAAUGUUCUCCAUACUGGCAAACGCUGGUUUAUCAUCUGCCCUGUGGCUGAGACCCCUAUGUUAGACAAAGAGAAGACUCCAUCUCACACAUCUGCUGCCAAGGAAUCUGACAAAUCUGCCUCAUCAUCAGUCGGGCCCAGCAGCAACACAUCUGCAGCAGCUACCCCAGCCCCAUCUUUAUCAUCCCAAACUGUCUCCUCCUCUCUGCCCCCUGCAGCUCAGACCUCAGUUAAACCUCAAGACCAAAAUAUUGACAAAGCACGAAUCCAGCAGCCUCAGCCCUGUGUAACUAAACACGCCUCUGCUGCUGGUGGUGCCUCUGGCCAUCACAAAACUCUUCCUGUGGAAGAGCCCUGCAUCUCUGCUGUCUCUAUGGUAACGGACAUGCCAUGCUGUGCUAUUGUGCCACCUGUCUCUCUAGAAGUUAAAGCUGUUGAUAAAAAAGCUUCUGGGAGUAUGACCUCAUCACAAACUCAUCAGUCUGAUCAGAAGUCCAGUCCUACUGAAGAACUCCCCACUCAGCUUUCCUCUCAUCAGUCUGUGGUCCUGCAGCAACCUUACGCCACACCCAUACAGCCUGGGACAGUCACCUCCCAGCCCCAGAGUCCGGCACAUCAGACCCCCCAGAGCUCCCAGUCGUCCAGCCACCCACAGUCAGCAAGUGCAGGGCCAGGAGAGUCAGACAGUGAGGGGCCAAAAAGGGUGGAAUUUGUGGAUCGCACCAUAAAAACUCUGGAUGAAAAGCUUAGAAACUUGUUGUACCAGGAGCAUGCUCCCUCCCAGUCUUCCAACACUGCGUGUGAGCCCCAGGCAGCAAGUACAGAGGGAGUCACUACACCUUCUGUGUCAGAGGGUCAGAGCACUGAGGGGGCACUUUCUAAGAAGAAAGGGGAGCCACUGCCUCAGAUUCCUGAGCGCACAGAUAGUUUGGGGGCACUAAGUGACUCUGCCACUAAUAGGGUUAUGAACAGACAAGAUGGGACGACCAACACUGGCUCAUGUAUCACCAAAAGUCGUUUUCAAAUCAUUCCAACUCCCCCAGAAGUCAUUUGUCGUUUAGAGAAAAGCAAGACAGGCCAAAGCACCUGCAGUUCAACAGCCCCCUCCAGUGGUUCUGGUGGGUCAUACAGCCAGUUCCUGGGCCAAGGAAGGAAAGAGAAGGCUUGUCCAGCUGUAGGGAAGUCCUCUAUGCCAGCUGCAGCUGAAAACGACAAUUCAGAAACUUCCAAACCUCAUGGCAGUAAUCGUUUCUCUGCCCCGCCGAACUUCUACCAGGCCACCCCAACUACAAGCCCUGAUGUCACCCCGAGCCAUAUCCCCAGGGCCCAGACUAUCGACACUCCAACGCAUCACCACUACCACCACUCAUCUCACCUUUACUCUGACUCAGCAGAUGAGGACAGCAGCAGCAUAGCUCUCCCUCCAGUCCACCCUGCUCCCCCAGCUCACACCCUGUCUGAGCACAGUGGAAGCGACCUCAUGAAGAGGGCAGUAGCCUUUCUGCGUCGCUCUGGUCGGAGCAAAAGUGAACAGAGCUCUGACUCGCCAAGCAGACACCUGGUGUCGAUGAAUGGUCAUGCUCCCUCAGCUCCUGCAGGACACGCUCACUCAUCCUACAUCAGCAGUGACAACGACUCUGAAUUUGAGGAUGCAGAUAUGAAGAAGGAACUACAGAAACUAAGAGAAAAACACAUGAAGGAAAUCUCUGAGCUUCAGGCUUUCCAGAGGAGUGAGAUUGAGCAUCUGUACAAGGAGCUGGGCAAAACGCUGCCUCCCAACGUUGGCCUACUUCACGCUGCACCUCCGAGUGGCCGCAGGCGCCGGACCAGUAAACACAAGCUGAAGGCUGGAAAACUGCUCAAUCCAAUGGUGCAGCAGCUCAAAAACAAUCUUAACACCUCCACAGAGAGGAAAGGUGAGAGUGGUGCCAGUUCAUCCGGCUCUCCGGCGAAAAGCUCAAUUCUGUCUGACGGCUCUGCCCAUUCCAGUGGCAGCUCCAGCUCCAGCACUCAGACCCGCUCUGCUCCAGAGCAGGUCCACACCCAGCAGCCCUGCUCCUUGAAGGGCUCUUUCUCCUCUGAUAAUAUCUAUGCCGGUCGUCAUGCUGAUGGGACAGCCAACCAAACUGGCCCUGGACAAGGCUGGACGGUUUACCACCAAACGUCAGAGAGAGUCACCUAUAAAUCUAGUAGCAAACCACGCACUAGAUUCCUCAGUGGACCUGUGUCUCUGUCCAUCUGGUCCACUCUGAAACGACUAUGUCUAGGCAAAGAUCGCAGUAGUAGGUCUUCCCUAAACACCAACACAACUCAGACAGCCGCCAGUCAGACACAGCCAACUCUCACCACUACCACGCCCUCACCAUCUCCUCAGCCAAUCGCACGACUCGCUCAGGUCCAGACCAACAACAGCAACAACAAGAGAGGCACGUUCACUGACGAUCUCCACAAACUUGUGGAUGACUGGACAAAGGAGACUAUCGCUGCGGCCAAUCAGCCACGGCCCUCCCUAAACCAGAUCAAACAGCAGAAACGACAGCAGGAUCUCGAAGGAAGAGUGUUACCCAAGGGUGUUGCUACACAAGAGAUGAAGUGCCACGUUGGUCCCAGAAAGUUCCAGUUGCCUCUCUCCUGCCCCCUGACUGCUGCUUUAGGCCCAGGCAUGCCCACAACCUUGGCACUCAACUCCUCAGCUGUGCUCCCUCCUGGGUACCUGCCCCCAGCAGGCUCCUAUGGUGGCAUGGUUCCUGGUCCUCUUUACCCCCAGCAGUGGCCUGGCUUGCCGAGUCCUGUGGGGACAGUGGGUCCUACAGGCCUGUUUGGUGCUGGAAGAAAUAUGCCCUAUGGCACAAUGGCAAACCCAGGGAUCCAAGCCUACCCUCUGGUCAUGCACGACUCUGAGAGUGGCCCCUGUCUCAAAACCACUAGGACUACUUAAGGUCCAACUGGGCUCUGCUGUGGUUCACCAGAGCCACAUGUACAUAAUGUGACCUUGUAAAUAACAUGAUGUGAGUGUUGGUAUUCUUUAUACAACACCUAUAUCUGUAGUUUAUUGUGUGUUUGAGUGUGUGCUUGAAUGUAUGCGUGUUUACUUUUUAGUAUAUGUUAAGUAUGUAUGUCUGUAUACAUAAUGCUUUUCAGCUUUGGCUUGACCAAACUCGGCCACACCAGACAUUUUAUUUGAGGUCACAAAACAUGCGUCACUUUAUUCUUUAAUACACUAAUACUGCAGUUUUCACAAUGAUUUUGCCUUUCUCUGUGUUAUGUACAUGUUAAACACUACAUUGGAACCCAAAAACCAUUGGUUUGAGACACAGAGACAGUAAACGAGACAGUAUUUAUGAUGAGAUCUGAAGAAAUGUAGUGCCUUGAACAUUGAUUUCUAGAUUGUUUUCUUCUGUGAAACAACAGCAUGUCUGCUUCCAAGUUGUUUUAUUUGAUGAUAGCUUGAGUGCAGUCUCUCUUUUUUUAAUGCAUAACAGACACUUAAGUUUUUUGUUUACAUAUGAAUGCCCUUGUAGUACUGCACUAUUAACACAGUAUAUGCUCUUAUUUAAAUAAUAAAAUCAUGUUUUAACCCUUGUUUACUUUUCACCCAUGUGACAGAUGGCAUGCCAUAUUGGUGAGAUGUGCCAUUGCCUUGCAGAAAGAAAUGUGUGACUGAUGAGAGAAGGAACACAAAAAUGCCAGCAGCCAAAAUCAACAUUUCAGGUCAAAUGGUUUAGUUGGACACGGCCUCUUUUUGAUUUGUUGGACAGCACAGGAGUUGUUGUAGCCUUGUGCUCAGAGGUAAAGGCAGUGUCCAGAGCCAUAUAUACUGUAAAUAGUUCUUUCUACAGUGUAUGCCUCUGGUAGUGAUCAGAAUGUAGCAAUUAUUAUGUGAAGGCUUGAGGCUUUAAAGUGCAAUUUAACCCCUCCACAAAGCUUUGAUCGUGGCCUUGCCACAAGCCUUAUCUCUGAUGAUGUGUGCAACAGGAGCAAGCUGAUAAAGUUGAACAAGUAAACAAAACACAAAGCAACAGAAAGAAACUACCCAUAUAUAAACAAUACAAACCACAAAUCAAACUCUAAAGCCACUAACUGCUAAAUGUUCUUCAACUUGGCUUUCCUAUUACUCAGCAUACAGUGUAUGUAAAAUGUUUUGUGCAAUCACCAGUUAAGUCUGACUUUUUAAAUAUUUGAUGUUUAAAGCUUGAUUUUUUUGAUGCUGCUAUUGUCUGAAGUUCUACUGUACAGUUUCGCUUUCUAUUCACAGAAGAUGGUACUUUAAAUAAAAACUCCUCUUAUUAGGUAAAUAAAUGAGACGCUCACAACAAACAGUGUUUUUGCCUUGGAGUUUUAUGUUGUCUGUGUUCCCCAGAUAGAUUUUGUUAAAGCCUUUUUUUUAUUUUUGUUUCAUUAAAAUAUUGCAAAAUUCUAUGAUACUUGACGCUGGAGAUUUGCACAACAGAUUUCCUUAACCUGUGUUCAAAAGUUUCCUACACUGUAUAUAGUGGGUAUCACAGCCUGUACUUUUUUCACAGAUAAGCAUGGUCAAAUCUCAUGUCCCACAAUGCAAAGAUAAAUAAGAUGGCUACUAUGGUCAGAAAUGUCACAUCUCCUCAACACAUUUAAAAGAUUUCAGUACCCCCAAUCCUGCCAAGCUGUGAACUGUACAGUCGUCUUGUACUAUAUAUUUGUACAUUUUGUUUGAUGGUGAAUUUGUGUACGGGGGUUGUUGGUGGUCGAAGUGGAGGGGUUGUUUUGAUGUAUAUUAAUCCAUCAAUUCGGUUUGAAUUGGACUUUUAUAGGAUAUUAUGCAGAUUCUUCUGCUUUGGUGAAAUACUUCCAGUAGUAAGAGAUUUCUGUUCUCUGUCACUUGUAUCUGGUAUGUUUUUUUCCACCUCCCUCGCUGUUAACUCGUUGGGAGCAGAGGAGGGAAUAACCGUUAUUUGCAUAUUCAUUAGGGCACAGUGAUCAAAAGGAGAGUUGAAAUGCACAGAGGAGCAGGAGUUACUUUGCCUUUGCACAUUUCAAUUCUUUGGGAGACAACAUUGCCCCCUAGUGAAUAUGCUCUGAUUGUCAAAGGCUUGUAUUUAAACUGUGUGGGAUUGCUUCUGCCUGCUGAUUGUCCCACAAUUUACCCUACCCUACCCUGCUGCACACUAAUCACGGACUGUAUGUUGAGAGAAAAAUAAAUAUU